CUGUGUUCGCUUUUGGUUUAUUUUCCGUUUUGUUUUCCCUAAUUUUCCAUUUAAUUUCCAUUACGUUUGUUGUUCGUUUUUCCGUUCUGGUGUCGAGGAGACAAAGAACACGGUCGCGUGUGACGGCGUUGUUUGGUUUCGCGUUCCGUUCCGUGAUUUGUGGGCCAAAAAUCUCGCGUGUCAGCUCCCGUUAAAAAAAUGAAAAGAAAAGAAACGAGAAUGAAAAUUCCGCGGAGCUGUUCCCUUUAAACCACAAUCGACGCGGGGCGUUGUGGGUCGAGUUUUUGUUUCGGAAACGGGCGACAGGAUCGGGUGCAUCAAUUAGCACAGCUCAUCGGGGCCACCGUGCUCGAUGCUCGGAGUGAUGUGAGAAUUGCAGCGAAACUCGGGGCAGAACGCCUAGCGCCUAGUAGCAGUACCGCACCGUAAUUUGGAGACAACGAAUGAAAAAUGCAUGAUUCAGCAGCGCCGCAAUCUUCCGUGUGACCUGCUGCUGGCUGACGGCCGUCGGUGAUGGAUUGAGUGCGCAAAUGAAUGAUUCACGAUUUCGAAACAACGAACGAGCGAAGCAACGACGACUAUAAGCCCGCAGCGUAGCGCAGAGAGAUAAGACAACCGAAAGACGGCAGCGACGGCGCGUGGUGUUUCUGCUCUCAAUAACGCUUUGCAGCAGCACCGCCGUGAGGGUCAAGUUGGGUAAACGAACGAAGCUUCUCGUGAAAAAGGGGCGUUGCAGCCGUCCCGGCACCGAGCUAGCUCCGAUCGCAUCGGUCAUCGGGCUGCUGUUACGGUAGACAAUGGGCGAUGCCAAAGUAAAGCAACCCUUCUUCGGGACGCAACCGCAUCACCAUCACCAUCAUCAUCAUCAUCACCACCAUCAUACCCCCACGGAAGGAUCCUCGUCUACGUCUUCGCCAAAAAACAACGGCGUAACCAUCAUGUCGACGGCAGUGAUUGAUCAGAAACACACCUCCGGCCAGCCGUUGAUGGGCGGUGGCAGCGGAAAGGAUGCGACGGAUACGGGACCAAACGCACAAUCUCCGGCCGGAAAAGACCAGAAGAGCCCUGGCGGUCUCAAAUACGAGCAGCUAAAGCUGCGCAAGCAGGAACUUCAAAAGUUGUUGAAUGAAAAGUAUAGCGAAUUGCAACAGAUCAAACGCGAAGAGGCGCAGCUGAUCGGAAUGUAUCCGAGUGACUUUAGCUGCGGCAUCGGUUCAUCGGACGGACCGGCUGGCACGGCGGCCGGUGCUAACGGUGUCGGUAGCAACGGUAGCGCCCCAACACUACGUCGCAAGAUUGGCACUAGCUUUAAACUACCAGAGAACCUGCUGAACAAUCGCGAGGAUGACAUCAACAAGCUGCUGCUGGAAAAGCAGAUACAGGUGCAGAUAUCGGAAGCCUCAUUACGGCUGGCAAACGACAGUGGCCAGUCAAAGUCCGUGCGUCGUACACACAAGCAGAGCUACGAACAGGCACAGCAGAAACUGUUGGCAAUUAAUCAGAAUCUCAGUGUGCUGAAGAAACGUCAGCAGCAACAGCAGCAGCAACAACAGCAGCAGCAGCAGCAGCAACAAUCGCAGCAACCUUCUCCCCCAGUAGAUCACAAACCUUCUAGCCGAGAUGAUAUCGAUCUGCACAAGACGGCGCAAGUGAAUCGCUUCCGAUCCAACAGCAACAGCAGCAGUAUGCUGAUGCAUCUGUCCGAGCGACGAAACUCGAUCAAAUCGACGGGAUCCUCCAACGCAUCUGGGAGCGUUGCCGGACAACAUAAUCUGCAACAUCAUCUGCAUCAACAGCAGAUACAGCAACAGCAUCAACAAAUGUUGCAGGUACAGAUACCUCCCGGACAUUUUCAUCAUAAUCCGCACCAGCAACACCACCAGCAGCAGCAACAGCAGUCGCAGAAGCAACAAAUAUCGCCAUAUUCAAUACAUAGUGGCAUUCUGCCUUCUGGAUCACAAAGCAUGACACCGGCUGCCUCGGCCGCGAUGAUUUCGCAGCUAAACAUGCUACGACAUCGAGCGCGAACGGAAAGCUUUAGUGGACUGGUGUGCUACGAUUCACUUUCGGCCGGAUCGGCUACUGAACUGAGCGUGAAAAUGUCUCCGAUUAGUGCGAACGGUAGCAUCCACAGUGGUGGCAGUAUGAGUAGCCAGGCCUUAGGUUCAUCGCAACUGCACCAUCAUCAUCAUCAUUAUCAUCAACAGCAGCAGCAGCCACAGCCACAGCAACAAGUGAUGGUUGGACCGGGCCCAUCACGAAUGAAUCGAUUGAUUCAGCAACAAAUUGGUGUUAACUAUAGUCCACCACCUGGCGUCAGCAGUGCCGGUUACGUACUUUCCCCUACUGCUAGUGGUGUAGGUUCACCUGGGGGGAAUGCUAUGGCAAAUUCCGGUGGCCAAGCAUUUGUAUAUGACGCCAAAGUGAUCUCCCGCCUGCAGAGCAGCGUAAAUAGCAAUAUUCAAAAUCAUUCCUCUCCCCCUCCACCCCAGUCAGUGCGAGCCAGUACGAUCCUUCAUCCCAAUCACCAGCACAGUCUGAACGAUCAAAACAUUAGCCCCAACACGAACUCCAUCACAACACCAACAGGCGGUGGUGGCGGUUACGCUGAUCACAGGCUGCAGGCUGACCCUACGACGAACGAAGCCCCUGCCGGAUUGGGUGGUUACUGGAUGACAUUGGACAGUGGAGAGAAGGUUUGGUGCUCGGUGGACAAUCGGCAGUUUUCGAGCCUCGAUCGAAAACAGAACGGCGGAGCGGGAGGAGGCAGUAUGAAGCUUUCACGAACCAGCACCAAACUGAACGCAGCUUCCAAACCUUCUGGCCAGCUGCAACCUUCGGUGAAGUCUUCCUCACUGGGUAACUUUCAAGAAUACAUUGGCAAAGGUUCACCACAGGAUGAUGAUCCAAUGUUCAACGUGCAACCGGAUGCAAUUUCUGUAACUUCCGGUUCCAGUGAGCAUAAAAAGCGCGAGAAGGUGUGGCGUGAAACGUCGCUAGACAGUCCGCUGCUAAAGCAUAAGGCGCUACCACCUGCACCUCAAUCGCACACGACAAACUCCUCCGCCAGUCCGGGUUCAGCUGCAGGAUCGAUGAUGCCGAACGGUCCUAUGCUCCACAACCCGAAUGCGCUCUCGCCACACUCUCCUUCGCACUAUCACCAUAACGUCGGAACGAUCGGCGGUAUGGGUAGUAGCAAUCCCACCGUUCCGUUGCAUAUCAACACGAAUAUGUCGGCCUACGGUUCAACGAUGGCAGGACCUUCGACACCUUUACUGCUUUCACCCCAGCAAAUGCGUUACUAUCAGCAACGGCAGCAACAACUUGUGGAACAGCAGCGCCAGAGACAGAAGCAACAGCAGCAGCAGCAACAGCAGCAGCGAGCGCUAAUGGAAGGACAACAGAAACUAAUACAUAGCCCAACAUCCGCUAGGCAUGGCCAAACUCAUGUUUCGAGCGAUUCCGGUGGCGGGGCUUUGCAGCCACCGCUUACAAUGAUGACUGCGAAUGCUACAUCUACCGCUGCCCUUACCACGACAACGAUGGAACAUUACAACGCUUAUCACUAUCAGCAACAGCAACAGCAUCAGCAUCAAAAGCCUUUAAACCCACCACCCUAUCACUCGCGGCACCAACAUCCUCCGCCGCCACCGUUACCACCUCCGAACCAACAUCAUUACCACCACACCAGCCAACAGCGCCUGCUACAUGCUCAACCACAACCUCCUGCACCACAUCCGCCUGCUCCACCGCAGCAUCUUGAUCUACUGUCGCACCAAUCGUACGUAGAGCACGACGGUCCGAUGGCAAGCCAUCUCUCGCCAUCGGGAAUGAGCACUCGAUCAUCUCAUCAUGCAGCGGACGGAGGCGGGAGUUACUAUCAUCACGGCACACUAUCAUCCCGCCAUCCCGAUCUCGUCAUCUCUCCAACGCUCUCUCAAACCUCGUCAUCGCACACGCUCAUCUCGCCAACGACGAUCGUGCAAGCACUACCCAUUGGUGCCCGGACGGAAGAGCGUGGCAGCAAUUCACCGUCGCCCUCAAUGCAGCAGCCAUCGGUGACGGAUCAGUAUGGUGGUCAGAAGUCGGACAUACAGAUGGAAUCGCCGAAAAAUAUGACCGUUGUGCAGCAGGGCAAAAUAAUGCCCUACAAGGAGGUUACCAAACCGUUCGAAAUGUCCGACUUCUACAAAUACUCCACCAAGUAUCGACAGAAGCAGCAGCAACAACAGCAGCAGGAACAGCACCAGCAACUGCAGCAAGAUCAUCAACAGAUGAUAGACCAUCGGAGUCCUGUUGGGCAGCAGCAGCAACAGCAACCGGAGGUAGAUGAUGAAGGUUCCGGGGAUGGCAUUCACAAAGGUAUAUACCAACCACCGAAUCGAUCAAUUUGUCAGCCUAUUAACAAUUACAAUUAGGAGCGUGGCGAAAGACGACAUCAGAGGCAAGCAAUUUGAAACGGAAAAGAUUUCAUUGACAGAGUAGAGGGUGCAUUUUUUUAAAUGUUAAAUAUGUAGCGUCCCCUCCCCAGUAUAUUAGCCAAUGAUUCAUGGUCAAAUGCCGUUAAAAUGAGCAUCUCUACAAUUGUACCUGUUGCGUUCCCAACUAUUGCAGAUACGGGAACUUUAAUGAUAGCGUUCAAGAUAAGCGAUCAAGGUAUGGUGUGUUUGUCCAAGUCGAUUCCAUUUUGCGAUAUGUUUUCUGUUAUCGCAAACACUACCACUAGCAGAAUGCUGUUCUGAACCGUGCAGGAACGCUCCCUUAUCGUUUCCACUCUCUAGGUGAGAAUUCUGAGAAGAAGAUGCAGGUUACUUGGUGGCGCUUCGUUCUCCGAUUACCUUGAGCUCGUAGCAAGGUAAAGCAGGACGAGUGAAGUGAAUUUAUUCUACCAUACACAGGGUAGCAUGUACUCUGGACACGGUAUAGGUAGCCUGUUGAUUUCAACGUAGGAUUCUUGAGAGAAAAAAGAUUAAUGGGAUGAAUAUCCUUUGCUUCGACAUUACACUACCUGCCAAUUCCAUUUUCCUCGUGGUAUCAGCAAAAAAAACUCAUAAACCUGAAAUCUGGUUGAACAUGAUGAACAAUUUCCUCCUUAAAAGACUUACAAAAUCUACAGGUAGUAUCAUGAUCAUGCUCCCCUAGAAAGAGUAACUGAAGAACAACAAAAGACUGCAGCUUCAUACCACAUGUUCGACGGCGGCUAAAGAUUAUCAAAUCUUGGCCGUUAUCUACGAUAGCUAUUCGGUUUAGUAGAGUAAGUGUGGAUGACGCGUUCUUUCGAGAGGAGCCACUAAUAGCUAAACAGAGACUGUACAGCGCGGCCUUAUGAGUGGUAACAGUUCAAGAACAGGUACGGAAAACUAACCGGAGAUAGAGGAUUGGAGCUUUUCCACCAAAUAAUUGUAGAUCAAUCAUCAAGUGAAAUGAUGUUUAGUGUUUAGUUUCCCCAUAGAGAUAUUACUUACGAUUGCAGCAAGUAUAUGUUUUGUAUUUAACGCAAAAAUAUCAGGGCCAGAUACCUGGUGGCAUACAUAUAGAAAAUGAAAAACUAGGCUAGACUCAGAUUGCUCUUGAAUAGAUUGUAGAAAUGAUAUAAACCUUAAUUAUUAGGUAGUUGUAGUGUUGUAUCUUGGAUCAGUUCGCUUAGCUCUUCAACUCGGACAAACGUAAUGAUAACAGUCUGCGAAUGGGUAGCGAGUCCAACUAAACUGGGUAGAUUCUAUACUGUUUUGUAAGCAUACGUGUACUGUUGACUGAUAGGUGCAGUUAUUUGUUUAUUCCUGUUCGGAUAAGGCGAAGCUCUACUGUUAGAUGGAAUCAUGCGGAGGCAAUCAUAAACGCAGGAACGCUUCUUUCUACUGUUGACAAUAUAGGGAAGAACGAGCUAAGUCUUAUAUAAUAAGCGGGAGUGAUAUACAGCAAUUUACAGAAUAUUGUAAGACGCUAAGGGGAUCGUCUGAUCGGUUGAUUGGAAAAUAUAUAAAUUUUUCAUAAAG
Messenger RNA from Anopheles aquasalis, 5996 nucleotides. RefSeq names its product myb-like protein Q. The record is from RefSeq and is a predicted model, not a curated record. Gene Ontology annotation, biological process: establishment of epithelial cell polarity. Lineage: Eukaryota; Metazoa; Arthropoda; Insecta; Diptera; Culicidae.